GACUGCGCCAUUGUCGAUAUCAUUCAUUACUGUGAUAAAAUUACGGUUAUUUUGCUGUUGAUGUAGAUUUUAGAUCCAAUUUCUUCACGAAUUGUGACAAAGAACGCAAAAUGUCUGCGGCACCGGUUCCAGUGACGGAUAAAGGAAGAAGACGAAGACGUCUGAAUGAUGAGGGUGAAGAUGAAGAUGUUGAAAUAUCACCGGUUAUCGUCAGACCCUCCGAAUGUGAAUCUGAAGGAGAGACCCCAGAUAUACAAGAUUUAUCUGAAUAUGAAAGUACUGUAGAAGAUGCUGCUGGGCCUGGAGAAGAAAGUGAAGAGGAAAGUGAAACAGAGACUGAAGAAGGUUCUGAGACAGAAUCAGAAAGUGGAUCAGGGUCAGAAACAGAGGGAGGAGAAGAAUAUUCAGAUGAAGAGGGUAUUGAAGAAGAAAGGCAAAGUGGUGAUGGAGAGGAGCAGCCUAACAAUGAUAAACCUGAUGAUGAUGAAGAUAAAAAGAACCCAGCUUACGUCCCUAGAAAAGGUGCUUUCUAUGAGCAUGACUUUAGGCAUGGUGAUGAAGGCCCUUCAGUACAGGAAGUUGCAGAUGAUUCAAAACCAAAGAAAAAGUUAUGGCAAGAUGAAGGUAAAUGGUCACAUGAUCGCUACAGUGAUGACCUGCAAGCUCCAAAAACAAGAGAAGAAUUAAUUGCUCUCUAUGGCUAUGACAUUCGAGCAGCUGAUAAGCCACCUGAAGCUCCGCCUAAAAGACCUGGCAGAGACAAAGGUCCCAGAAAACAACGCAUGCAGGACUUUAUUCCUCGUAUGGCUGUCAUUGACACAACAGAAGAUGGUUCUGAUUCAGUUCCAGCUUUAGGAGGAGAGCUAAUUCUUUAUGAUGGAACUUCACCACCAAGUGUUAAAAGAAACAACACAAGAAAUGCUGAAAGUAAGCGAGGAGGCAUGGGCUACAAGAGGGCAAGUGGUGAUGUUGAUAAGCGCAACAACAGAAACAAUCAGUACGGUGAUUCAAAAUAUAACUCAGAACCUGAGAUGUGGGAUGAUCCUUCAACUCAGGAAGUACUAUCUCAAGAUUUUCCAAGUUUGGAAGACUCCACAAAAUCUUCAGUGGCUAGAGAAUCUGAAAAUGGAGACAAACCCAGGAGUGAUAACAAGCAGUCCAGUGAGAGAGGGCCUAAAUCAUACCCUGCUGAUGCUAGGGAUGUUAACUUCAGGAAAGAUAAUAGGGAAAACAAUAAGAAUGUAAAGAUGAACCAAAGUCAGGAUGUUAGACGCUAUGAUGAUAGUAACCGCUACCAACAAGGCUACAGAGAAGAUAAGAGGGGAGGCUUCAACAAUAGACCAGUGGGUAGAGAUGGAGAUUUUAACAGAGGCGUGGAAGAAAACUGGAGGUCAUCACCAAAAGAUCCAAGGGAUAACAGAGGAGGUGAUUUUAAUAGUGAUUAUAAUUACAACAGGAGGUCACAGCAGUCAUACAGGGGGAGAGAUAAAGGUCCCCGAACUGGUAACCCAGCAGAGGGCGAUAGAUAUUCUUAUAACAACCGUAAUAAUCGUUAUGAACAGCCACCUCGCUACCAGCAACAGAAGGGUGAUGCCAGUUCGGCAAAAGAGACCAGGGAAUACACCAAUACAACUUACAGAUCUACUGAAGACAAGACGAAACAGAGAAACAGCUACAAUGCUUCAGCUGUAAACACGGAAAAUAUAGUUGGAGAAAAUGGGGAUGGAAGCUCAUCACAGAAUGUUGUGUUUUCUAACAAGGAGAAUGUUCAAACUAUUAAUGUUACUAUUACAAGUACUACAACAGAAAAGAAGUCGUAUGCUAAGGAGCGCAGAGCUAAGGGAUCCUCUAGGCUGAUGGAAGGGGCAACUAUGGUUGGGCAUCCGGAACAGCAAAAUCAUGGUGGUACAGGCUUGCAGUACCAUGGACCUCCACCUGGCCAGAUAAAGUUGGAAUCAAAUUCAGUCCCUUCACAAACUGGAGCUAAACGUUACUCAUCUCAGAGACAGCAAGGUCAUGCUAAAGGAGUUUACUCUGAGCCUCCUCCUAUAGAUAGUGGUGCAAAUCUUUAUAACCCAGCUCUUCCACCCCCAUCAUUUUACAGAGAACAUGGUUCUGUUGCACCUGGUCAGCACCCCACACCUUCAUCACCAGGGGUGGUACAGGAAGCUGCUCAUUAUCCUCCCACUCUUAUCACUCCUACAGCUGCAUUACCUUAUGGAUUGCCUGUAUCUAGCACAGUUCUACCAAUACCACCUAACACAGCUGGAAUAGCACCCAAUGCUGCCUUAUUCCAGCCCCCAACUGGCCCUCCUCCUGUUGGCGUAUUAGGACCGCAGUACUUACCAGCUGGUCUCAUGUAUGGGGGAGCAGCUAGAGUCCCACCCCCAGGGACGGCAACGGGAUUUACCAUGCCCAUGGCUUACACAUCACCGCCACCAACAGCUGCAGGCGUGGUUGGUGGCCAGCCGCCACCGCUAGGAAAUGUUCCUCAACAGAGUAUGCAUUCUACAGCUCAUCAUAAAAAAGUUUACAGAGGAGACAUAACCUACUAUUCACCUGAGUUGCAGCAGCCCUCUAGAACUCCACAAAAGCGACCUAAAGCUGCUAUUCCUAUUAUUGAUCCACAGGAAAUGCGUAGACAAAAGCAGAAAUCUGAGCAACGAACAACUCCUGAAAAGUCAUCUCCAAGUAAGCAGUCAGCGCCUUCCAUUUCUAAUACAGUUAGUAAAGGAGUCAAUGCACACCCUCAUACCCAUCCUGCAAAACCAGGGGUCCAAUUGAGUGAAAAAGAAUUUAAGCAACCUGUUUCGGUUCAUAACAACACAGAUUCAAGUAGGUUAGAUCAGCCUGUAUCACCGAAAACAGAAAUAGCAACCGAGUCAUUACAAGAUGAAUCACAAAUUACUAAUGGUAUGAACUCCUUGGCUCUUAACCCUGAACAUUCAGAAGUGAACACACAAUCACUAUCUAUGGACAAUCCAGCUGAAUCAACAUUAUCUAGUUAUACGAAAGAUCCUUUGUUGAAUGCAAACAAUGAUAGUGCAGACAUAAAAGAAAAUUAUUCUAUGCCAACUGCACCAGUGUCUUCUAGUGAUGAGCCAGUGAAAACAGAAAUUGUGAUAGAUUCAUCUGAUAACAAAGCUGUCAUGGAAAUAAAAGAUUUACAAGUUGCAGAAAAUCUACUACCUCAGCAAAUCAGCACCGUGCAAUCAGCUGUAGAAAUUAAAACUGAAUUGUAACAAAAUGGCUAAUUAGUUCAUUUUUAAUUGUCAGAUAUUUUACUCUAAAAAGGAUAACUUCCAUUUUGUAGUGGUUGCUUCAGAUGUGUGCUUACAAUUUUUUUUUUUACUUCAAAGUUUAGUUCCCAACUAAAUAAAUCUUGCUAUGCAAGUUGUUGACAGUUGAAAUUAAAAAGUGCUUAGAUGUGACCUGAAUAUUUUCACUUAACAUUCUGCAUUUAAUACUUGUUGUGCUUUAUUAGUUACUAUUGAACUUCAAAGAACAGUUUUUUGUUGUUGUUUUUGCUGUAACCAUAACUGGUCUUUUUUUUGUUAAUAGUUUAGUGAUUUCCUCCCAUCCUGGUAGUGAUGCAAAAUUGCCUCUUAUUUAUAAGAACAUUUAUUUUAUUUGUGUUAUAAUUGUAUCCAUUUCUGUCAUCAAAAUUAUAUUUCUCCCUGAAGGUCAUGAAUUUUUGUAGCUUUUUCAUUUUUCAUCAGAAACUGAAUUUGUUUCACAAAUUCUAUUACAUUUACUAGAUACCAAGUACACUUUAUUCUAACUAAUGAGCACUAACAAACAUUAGAGUUGAUAUUGUAAACCAUUUAACUGCUGUUAACGUAGUUUUUUUUUAUGUUUUAGAAUAUAGUUUAUUUGGCACUCCUGUUUAAUCUUCGUUUUUAGCAUGUUGGAUCUUAAACUCUAGCAGUGGUCAUUUUUCUGAGUUGUUUGCUAUGCAAGUCAAUGGCUGUAAUUGUAACGAAAGUAAAGAUAUUUUAAUUAAAAUUAGCUACUUCAUUGUGUAAGAUCUAGGUCAGCAAAAUAGUUUAUUUUUAAUGCAAACCGGGCAUUGAUCUAUGUUGAGACAAAAAUAAUGUAGCCCACACAUUUUAUAUACUUGUACUGCAAUGAUUAGUGUUGUGAUGCAAAACAUUAGCAUUGUUUGAAAAGAACAGAAAAAUAUUUUAAGAGAAUAUAUUAAUCUGUUUUAUGAACUUUGUGAGCAACAACUAUAAAUAAUUGGUUUAUAUAUUGUAUAACUGAUAAUUGAACUGCAGGUGCAACAAAUGUGUGCACAAUUUUAAGUUAAGUAAACCCAAUUUUUGUCAAGUUAUUUUACAUUGGUUUCAAAAGAAAGUGAUUGAUGCAGCCUUUUUAUACCAUCCUAGUGUGGUUGUAUUUGUGUAAGGUUUUGCAACUUAUAAUUUUGAUUUGUAAAAUAUGUGUAUUUAUGGUUUACAUUUGCUUUCACUUUCAGCAUAAAUUAAACUUUAAAACAUUAAAAA
Molecule: messenger RNA, 4505 nt
Organism: Physella acuta
Lineage: Eukaryota; Metazoa; Mollusca; Gastropoda; Physidae
Biological process (GO): mRNA processing
Cellular component (GO): exon-exon junction complex
Molecular function (GO): mRNA binding
Source: RefSeq, a predicted model, not a curated record